GCCUGGAAGUUCUGAAGCCCUAGAGGAAGCAACAGUGAGUGUCUCUGUCCUUGCCUCUCAAUUUGCUUUCCUGUGUCCAGUGAGUAUCUUCCUGCCUGAAUGGGAGUUUUAUCCUACUGGUGCUGAGGAAGGCAGGGUCUGUGUAGCUGCUCCAGUCUAGGAGGGACAUGCUUCUUCUUCCUCUCUCCAUGUUGCUCCUGCUUCCACAAUCCCAGAGUUCCCUGGGUGAAGAAAUGGAUAUCUAUUCUGAGAAAACACUCACCGAUCCCUGCACCGUGGUUGUGUGUGCCCCACCAGCGGAUAGCCUUCGUGGUCGUGAUGGACAAGAUGGAAAAGAAGGCCCCCGGGGGGAGAAGGGGGAUCCAGGGCCUCCAGGCAUGCCUGGUCCAGCUGGGAGAGAGGGCCCCUCAGGGAGGCAGGGGAGCAUGGGACCUCCAGGCACACCAGGCCCCAAAGGAGAGACUGGGCCCAAAGGGCCUGUUGGUCCACAGGGACCUUCAGGUGCCAUGGGCCCCCCAGGACUAAAAGGGGACAGAGGUGAUCCUGGAGAAAAAGGAGCAAAGGGGGAGAGUGCAUUUUCAGAAGUUAAUACUCUGAGGCAGCGGAUGACAAACUUAGAGGGAGAAGUACAACGCCUCCGGAAUACUGUCUCCCAGUAUAGGAAAGCGGCGCUCUUCCCAUCUGGCCUGGCUGUCGAGGAGAAGAUCUUCAAGACAACAGGUGCUGAAAAAUCAUAUUCAGAUGCCCAGCAAGUCUGCAGAGAGGCUAGGGGACAGCUGGCCUCCCCACGCUCUGCAGCUGAGAACGAGGCUGUGACACAGCUGGUCAGAGCCAAGAACAAGCACGCUUACCUGAGCAUGAGUGACAUCUCCACGGAGGGCAGGUUCACCUACCCCACAGGGGAGUCACUGGUCUAUUCCAACUGGGCCAGUGGGGAGCCCAACAAUAAGGCCAAAGAUGGAGGCCCAGAGAACUGUGUUGAGAUCUAUUCUGAUGGCAAUUGGAAUGACAUAGAAUGCAGUGAGCAGCGCCUCGUGAUCUGCGAGUUCUGAACCCCCGGGGAGGAAAGGGAAAAUGUCAGGGUUGUGUGCUGCCAAUAUCUCAAUAAAAACGUGAACCUCU
This is a messenger RNA of Cervus elaphus (red deer), 1122 nucleotides long. Its product is annotated as collectin-43-like. Gene Ontology annotation, cellular component: rough endoplasmic reticulum; multivesicular body. The record is from RefSeq and is a predicted model, not a curated record. The transcript has 6 exons. NCBI's taxonomy places the organism in Eukaryota, Metazoa, Chordata, Mammalia, Artiodactyla, Cervidae. Gene Ontology annotation, biological process: surfactant homeostasis; positive regulation of phagocytosis. The coding region runs from base 168 to 1052 and encodes 294 amino acids.